CCUGAGCUCCGCGCCUGGGUCGCUGCUGCUUCCCGCUGGAGCCGCCGCGCCGCCGCUGGGAUCAUGGUGUUCUACUUCGCCAGCAGCAGCGUGAACUCAUCUGCUUACACUAUUUACAUGGGAAAGGAUAAAUAUGAAAAUGAAGAUCUGAUCAAGUAUGGCUGGCCUGAAGAUAUUUGGUUUCACGUGGACAAACUCUCUUCCGCUCAUGUAUACCUUCGAUUACAUAAGGGAGAGACUAUAGAAGACAUCCCAAAGGAAGUGCUGAUGGACUGUGCCCACCUUGUGAAAGCCAACAGCAUUCAAGGCUGCAAGAUGAACAACGUUAAUGUGGUAUAUACGCCGUGGUCUAACCUGAAGAAAACAGCUGACAUGGAUGUGGGGCAGAUAGGCUUUCACAGGCAAAAGGAUGUAAAAAUUGUGACAGUGGAGAAGAAAGUGAAUGAGAUUCUGAACCGAUUAGAAAAGACCAAAAUGGAGCGGUUCCCUGAUCUAGCAGCAGAGAAAGAAUGCAGAGAUCGAGAAGAGAGGAAUGAGAAAAAAGCCCAAAUUCAGGAAAUGAAAAGGAAAGAAAAAGAGGAAAUGAAGAAGAAGAGGGAAAUGGAUGAACUUAGGAGCUACUCAUCACUAAUGAAAGUUGAAAAUAUGUCUUCAAAUCAGGAUGGCAAUGAUUCAGAUGAAUUCAUGUGAGAGAAGAAAAGGAACUUUGAAAGAUGUGAACGUAGAGACGGUUGCAGACCUUUUGAUUUCAUCUAUGUUCUGAAUUACACAAACCAACCAAAAUUCUACCAUCGUCCUGCACAGAUAUUAUUAAUUUUGGAGUUUUAAAAAAACUUUCUUUUUUUGUUGACAAAAAACGAUCAUCUAUAUAUAAAAUAGUUGAACUUGACAGCAUAUAACUUAAGGAAAGCUAAAGUAUUUUUGCCAGAACAUAUCUGGGUACUUUGUGAAAGCUGGCUGCCCUGUUCUUGAGACAGACUUCAGAACGAACUCUCUGUUUUUCUGUUGCUGCAAAGCAGAUGUCUUGAAACGCUUCUCAUAUUCUUAAAAUAUCUUCACUUCUGUUAAGAAUGUG
This is a messenger RNA of Carlito syrichta (Philippine tarsier), 1075 nucleotides long. Its product is annotated as coiled-coil domain-containing protein 25. The transcript has a single exon. The record is from RefSeq and is a predicted model, not a curated record. NCBI's taxonomy places the organism in Eukaryota, Metazoa, Chordata, Mammalia, Primates, Tarsiidae. Bases 64 to 690 code for a protein of 208 amino acids.